AUGCUGCCCGUGCAGAAAAGGCCGCGAGGAGGCCGACAUUACUGCUCCGCCUGCGCCAAAUCUUUCUCCAAGAAGGAGCACCUCACCCGACAUAUACGCUCCCACACUCGCGAACAGCCUUUUCCCUGCCAAUUUUGUGGCAAGCGGUUCGGUCGCAAGUCCGUCAAUCUGCUUGCCUUCCAUCCAGCAGCUGAUACCCUCACUCGCCAUACCCGAUCCCACCACCCUUCCCAGAUCCAUCCCCUCGCACAGGUUCCGCGCACGCACAAGUCCAGCCCAGGAGAAGUCUCUCAGGAUUGUCUCCAGAGCGCAGUUUCCUAUGUCCUCCAGGCUGGACAACCAGCCGAGCAGAAUGUUUCAAGGCGAAGCUCCUACGCCUUUGGGCCGGAUACAACCCAGCUAGAUUCGUUACCACCGUCGGCGCCUGAAAUGACUGUACCCUUGGCCCUCGAGACAGUGUCUCUGUUGGACAUGAGCUCCGCCGACCAUGACGCCUCUCCCUUUCCUCUCCAGCCCGUCCAUCCCCCGGAUUCAAGAGAAAUGGGACGCAUUACGGAUGAUGUAUUCAGUGACUCCUAUUUCUGCUCAGAUCCAUCCACAUGGCUGAAUGCGAGAGACUUCAAUCUGGAGCUAGACUCGGCCAACUUGAAUGCCCUCUUUUCUUUCUCUCCCGAUCACCUCCAGCAAGAUUUAGGGGGACGAAAUGAGGUGAACAUUAUUGAUGACCCGCAUCACCCUCCAACCACAAUCAUAUCCCACAAGGAAGACCUUGUUCGUCGGCAAUGGUUCACCUUCGUGGACCCCGUUGAUACCGGCAACGUGACGCCGGAGAUUGAAACAGAGCAGACUCGCAUCGAUGAAAGCUUUCGAGAAGACUUACAUAAACGCCUCUGCCGACUUCCUCCGAGUACACCACUUCCACCUGCCGACUUUUUAAACCAUUGCCUCCGCAGCUAUUUUACUCGCUUUCAUCCUAUUUUCCCGAUCCUCCAUGUGCCAAGCUUCCGGUUGUCCAGGAAGAACACUCUGCUGUUGAUGUCCAUCUGCACCGUGGGAAGCCUAUUCUCAGGCUUUCCUCGUGCGGCUGUUCUUGGACAAAAGAUCUUCGAUCGCCUGAAUAAAGCCGCGUUAGCCUCGGUGCGUAUUGGGAUAACGGUCCAUUAUCCCCUCCCGUCAUGGCUCUUCCGCCUGGGCAACCAUAAAAGGUCGAUAGCUGAUAGUAUGCAGUGGGAGAAAUAUGUAUCGCGGGGCCCGCAGACCGCGCUUGUGAUCAUUCAAGCUGCCUUAAUCGGACAUACGUAUGCAAUGUUAUCAGGUAUCCAGCAACCCUCGAAUCUGUUGACUAUGCAAUCAUUCCAUGGAACCAUCAUCACGUGGGCGAAAGCAUGCCGUCUCUUCAAUCAAAACUUGGGGCCUCCCAGUCUCGGCGAUGGUGGCGACCAGGACCUCGAAGGAUCAUGGAGAUUAUGGAUCCAGAAUCAAGAACAAGCAAGGGCUGUGGCAGCGCUUCACAUCCACGACACUGAGUACUGCACGCUUUUAAAUGUAGAGCCUCUCCUGCGACAUACCGCGUGUCGAAUCCUUUAUAUAUCUCCCAGGCGGUCUUGGGAAGCAGCUACCGCCCACGAAUGGCAGGAAUCUCUGAAAAAUGAACCCACAGACUUGACCAAUGUACGACGUACCCCAUCAUCUGGCCAAACAUUUCUGUAUCCGAUGCUUGCAGAAGAACAUGGGUUGAACUCCUUUGGUAUCUAUUGCAGACUGGAAAACAUUUCAGGGUCCAUCUCCGCAGCUAAAAUGCUGGGUUCUUGGCCUGCUUCAUCUGCCCACGCUGAAAUGAGUCUAUUGGAAUUUCACGAUACCUACCUCCGCCAUAGCAUUGACGAUGCUACUACAGCAGACGAUCCCUACAGUCUGGAAAUUCUCUGGCAUUCAGCUUUUAUUCUCAUGUCAGCUGACCUGAAUCGCCUGGAGCUGGCUCUCGGGCGACAGGGCUAUAUGGAGUCACAACCGCACCUAGAUCACGCGAAGAGUUGGGCACGAUCUAGAAAUGGGGCCCGCUGUGCCGCCCAUGCUGUCGUUAUUCUUCGAAAAUCGGAAGUGGUGCCCUUGGGAAGUAAUGUCGCAAUUCAUGUACCUCGUGUAUUAUACUGGGCUGCCCUGGUUUGGUAUUGCUUUUUGGAGUUUGCAAGGGACCAAUCCACCCAACUCGCAUACGAAGACUUGCGCUUCGAAGAGUUUAACAGGCUUGGAAUCAGAAUUCCUGACCUAAUUCUUGGGGAAGAAUGGUCAGAGAGUCAACAGCCGACAGUCAUGACUUCCCGCAUCCUCGAAAGGCUAGUUGAUCUGUUGACGCGUAUAGGGCAUUGGACAAUUUCACGAAAAUUUGCUUCGUUGAUGAUUUCUCUGGUUCACAGUGAUGGGAAAGUGGGAUGA
Messenger RNA from Penicillium cataractarum, 2436 nucleotides. Its product is annotated as C2H2-type zinc finger protein. Gene Ontology annotation, molecular function: zinc ion binding; RNA polymerase II cis-regulatory region sequence-specific DNA binding; DNA-binding transcription factor activity, RNA polymerase II-specific. The transcript is spliced from 6 exons. Gene Ontology annotation, cellular component: chromatin. Gene Ontology annotation, biological process: regulation of transcription by RNA polymerase II; DNA-templated transcription. The record is from RefSeq and is a predicted model, not a curated record. NCBI's taxonomy places the organism in Eukaryota, Fungi, Ascomycota, Eurotiomycetes, Eurotiales, Aspergillaceae. The coding region runs from base 1 to 2436 and encodes 811 amino acids.